CCGCCGCACUCUCACUUCGACAACUUUACACCAGUGUCUCAGGACUCUCCCUUCACCCGGGGGUUCGCACUCUGGUCUUGUUUUUUUUGUUGGUUAGUUUGUUUUUCAAUCCGGGCGGAACCGAGUCGGGUUCCGUGUGAUUCCGUGCGUCUUUGGCUUGUUCCGGGCCACGCGUUUUACUCAUGGAGGGAGACGUUAUGGACAAGCUGGACGACAUGGCCUCGGUGUACGAGUUCGACCCGUUUACCGGCAACAUUCCCGCCACCAAAGUGGAGAUCACGGUCUCGUGCAGGAAUCUUCUAGACAAAGACACAUUCUCCAAAUCAGACCCAAUGUGCGUCCUGUAUACACAAGGAGUCGAAACGAAACAGUGGAGAGAGUUUGGCAGAACCGAGGUGAUUGACAACACACUAAAUCCAGACUUUGUCAGAAAGUUCAUCCUUGACUACUUCUUCGAAGAAAAACAGAACCUUCGGUUUGACUUAUAUGAUGUUGACUCCAAAAGCCCAGACCUCUCAAAGCAUGAUUUCCUUGGGCAGAUGUUUUGCACCCUUGGCGAGAUCGUCGGCUCGCCAGCAAGUCGAUUGGAGAAAACUCUUGGGUAA
This is a messenger RNA of Clarias gariepinus (North African catfish), 605 nucleotides long. RefSeq names its product copine-5-like. The transcript has 6 exons. Gene Ontology annotation, molecular function: calcium-dependent phospholipid binding. Gene Ontology annotation, biological process: cellular response to calcium ion. The coding region runs from base 183 to 605 and encodes 140 amino acids. NCBI's taxonomy places the organism in Eukaryota, Metazoa, Chordata, Actinopteri, Siluriformes, Clariidae. Gene Ontology annotation, cellular component: plasma membrane. The record is from RefSeq and is a predicted model, not a curated record.